Plasmodium fragile is the source of this 882-nucleotide messenger RNA. RefSeq lists its product as uncharacterized. The record is from RefSeq and is a predicted model, not a curated record. Lineage: Eukaryota; Apicomplexa; Aconoidasida; Haemosporida; Plasmodiidae. The transcript is spliced from 2 exons. Bases 1 to 882 code for a protein of 293 amino acids.
AUGGGCGAUCAACAACCACGGACAAAGAUUCAGGCUCAUCAUGUGCAUUCUUUGCUGUAUGUCCAUUCAGGGAAAGAGAAACCGGACAGUAUACCAGCAUUAACAGAAGUACCCUCAUCAGCAUCAGACGGGGGGGUCCAACCUACAGAUCCGAAGGUAACACAGUCCACAGCGCACGCAUCGCCACCCGUAAAAACGAUACAAGGAAUAGGCGAUCUCGCAGGCAAGGCCACUGAGGAUGUAACACGGGCCCCAACAUCCCAGGAACAUGGUGAACGUUCAGGUGCCCGUGAUAAGGGUGACCCCGGUGAAGAUGUUGAACCCGCUCAACCUCAGGUUCCCAGUGAGUCCACUGGACCAUCUGAGAGUAAGCAGAAAGAGGAUUCUGCUGAAGACAACACUAUGUUCAAAUUCGUAGCAUUAGGUGACCCACCUAAGUGGACUUAUCCCUGGGACUCGCUGCAACCGCAGAAACCUUUCACAUCAGAAACGACAUCAAUAAGCUCAGUAUCCCAACCUACACCACAGGGUCCACUUCCUUUACCCGAUCACAGUGGACGAGAACCCGAUUCUGCUCGCCCCGGUCUCUGCCUGAAUGACGCUGGCAUAUUUAAAGAUGGUAACCCUGGUGGUGGAAUGGCGCCACCGACCUUAGAUACGGGAACUUCUAAGAAUCCUAUUGAAUACCCCGGCACACCGAGGAAUCCGAAUAGUGGUCCCCAUGCACCCGACCUAACCGGUGUUGUCCUUACCGCCACUACUCCCGUGCUGUUUUUUCUCGCUUCCGUCACCGUCGCCCUACUGGGUUAUUCCCUUUGGAAGAAAGAAAAAGAAAGAAACAACAAGAGUAAUUUUAAGAAACAAAAACCUACUACAGAUUAA